Messenger RNA from Macrobrachium nipponense, 718 nucleotides. RefSeq lists its product as uncharacterized. The transcript has 5 exons. The record is from RefSeq and is a predicted model, not a curated record. Bases 116 to 718 code for a protein of 200 amino acids. Lineage: Eukaryota; Metazoa; Arthropoda; Malacostraca; Decapoda; Palaemonidae.
CUCCACGUCUACUCUACGCCGGUCGUAUUCAUUAGUCGGGAAUCGUGAAAAUUAGUAUGUGCUAUGUUGGUGUGUAGUGCGAGUUUUUCGUUCGUUGUCAUCAUAAUGGAACGUUAUGCAGUUUUUACGGCUGCAGAAAUUGGCACAGGGAGUCUUUAAGAGAAAUUGGGAUUCCACAAUUUCACAGAUCAACAUGCUUCUUCGUCCAUCUACAUUUGUGCUCGUAGCAGUGACACUGGGGCUGCAUAUGGCAUCUGCAAAACGCACGUGCUUCACAAAUCUUCGCCUGAAGACCACCAGUGGAUUUGUAGAGAAGGAAUUCGAGGGCUUUGAGACCAGGGCUUUUCUUGGGACUUGCGCUACUGUUAAGAAGGAUUUGUCCUGGAAAGCUUUUAGAGCACGUCAAAAACAAAUUUGGUCCCCAAGUGAACCCAAUGGGUGGAGAGACAGCCACCAAUAUGUGCAAAUUCUUCGACAAGGAAAAUCUUGCCGGAGUGAUGACCCUGUCGUUGAUGUCAAGUACAAAGCAAGUAGCUGUGGCAACGAGGGAUAUAUGAGCAUUGGGAGACUUUGCUGUUUUAAGUGCAUCUUCGGACCUUUUACUUUAUUCCAACCCAUCGAUAACUGUGCCCCUACCGCGAGACUUCUUGGUGUCCAUAAGGGCAGUUAUCUGCAAAGCUUCAUUCCUGCACCCUUCAAGGAAAUUGUUAGACUUUAG